UUCGCAGUUACAUCUGCUCUACUAAAUUAUCAGUUUCCAUCGUACUUUUCGUUCAUAACCUCGUAUUCCGUCGCGUAAUUCUAGCUACUCCACAUUCCAACGCUAUUGAAAAUCUCAACCAUGAAAGUUUUCAUCACCGGAACCGAUACAGAUAUCGGUAAAACGCUCAUCAGCAGCUGGAUCUGCCUGCACACCGGAUACACGUAUUUCAAACCGAUUCAAACAGGUAAUACGAUGACCGUUGACAGUGCCAUCGUCGAAAGACUAGCCAGCGCUAAGAUCCUGCCGGAAAUCUACAGCUAUUCUCAGCCUCUAGCUCCGCAUUUGGCAGCCAAGUUGGAUAACAGUUUUAUCGACAUAAGUUUGAUUAAAUUACCUGAAGAAGAAGUAGUGAUCGAAGGAGCUGGUGGACUAAUGGUGCCUUUGAACGAGAAACAAAUGAUGGUCGAUUUAAUGAAACAGUUACAGAUACCCGUUAUUUUGGUAGCCAGUUCGAAGCUCGGUACGAUUAAUCAUACUUUACUCAGCUUGGAAGCUUUGAGAAUUCGUAAUAUACCCGUUUUGGGCGUGAUUUUGAACGGAGAUUAUGAUUGUAAUAAUAAAGAGGCGAUCGAAUUCUUCGGUAAGACUAGAGUACUAGCUUGUUUUCCUAAAAUACUGCACGUGAGUAGAGAUGCUCUGUUUAAGGUUAAGCUGACUAAAGAAUUGAGAGCUAUUUUUCAAGUUUGAACGGAUCGACGGUGACAGAAAUUAGUAUUUGUUUUGGUAGUUUCGAGAAAAUGAUAGUAUUUUUUUUACGUGUAUUUUAAAUCGUUUAUCAUCGACAAAAUAGAUUAAAAAUGUUCAGACAUAAUAUUGUAACGAAUCAACGAAUAAAAUAAUUUGAAAUAUUUCA
This is a messenger RNA of Planococcus citri (citrus mealybug), 895 nucleotides long. Its product is annotated as ATP-dependent dethiobiotin synthetase BioD-like. Gene Ontology annotation, biological process: biotin biosynthetic process. Gene Ontology annotation, cellular component: cytosol. NCBI's taxonomy places the organism in Eukaryota, Metazoa, Arthropoda, Insecta, Hemiptera, Pseudococcidae. The record is from RefSeq and is a predicted model, not a curated record. The transcript has a single exon. Bases 121 to 729 code for a protein of 202 amino acids. Gene Ontology annotation, molecular function: dethiobiotin synthase activity; magnesium ion binding; ATP binding.